AUGAACUUUAUCCCGUUUCGAGCCCCGUCCCGGCCCGAGGCUGAGUGGUUUUCCGCCGGCCUCGCGUCCUCCUUUCCCGACGUGGGCGACGACGGGGACCUGGCCCGGUUCCGCGCGUGCGAUGCCGGGAUGAAGCCCGGCUGCAAGACCGACAACUCCAAGAGGCAGGAGGUGAACAUCGAGGACGACUCUUACCUCUCCAGCGACGUGGGCCGGGACCUAAAAGACCAGGUGCUCGUCUUUCAGCACCGGGGCAAGUUUCACGCGAUCGACCACGGGAUUCCGUUCGAUAUCGAAGAUUUCGGCAUCGUUCUCAGCGCAGGUCUCACAUGUCCCAAGCACGGCUGGUCCUUCGACGUCCAUUCGGGCAUGUCUGACCGUGGACACUACAAGCUUGGGGUGUGGGAGGUACAGCUGCGUGACGUGGCUGGAGACGCGGCGGAGAGCACGGAACAGGAGGUUUGGGUCAGGAGAAAGCAGAGAAUGGGCUGA
This is a messenger RNA of Parascedosporium putredinis, 492 nucleotides long. NCBI's taxonomy places the organism in Eukaryota, Fungi, Ascomycota, Sordariomycetes, Microascales, Microascaceae. The record is from the annotation of a GenBank genome assembly.